This is a messenger RNA of Aspergillus bombycis, 2055 nucleotides long. Its product is annotated as 6-phosphofructo-2-kinase PFK26. The transcript is spliced from 3 exons. The record is from RefSeq and is a predicted model, not a curated record. Gene Ontology annotation, cellular component: cytosol. Gene Ontology annotation, biological process: fructose 2,6-bisphosphate metabolic process; fructose metabolic process. Gene Ontology annotation, molecular function: ATP binding; 6-phosphofructo-2-kinase activity. NCBI's taxonomy places the organism in Eukaryota, Fungi, Ascomycota, Eurotiomycetes, Eurotiales, Aspergillaceae. Bases 1 to 2055 code for a protein of 684 amino acids.
AUGACAAGCGCGUCAACGCCCGAUUCUCCGCAAAACCGUGUAUCAGGUGGCCCCGACGGAGUCUCGUCAAAUGGAAGUUCUAGGCCCGGAAUCGGGAAAGAUGCGAAUCUUAUGCCUCCGGCAAAGACGCUGGUCGGAAGAGCGCUAGGAAAUGACCUGCAUUCCGAUGCCCACAGAGGCUCACAGGCAUCCAAGGAUGGUGUCGGGUUCGCCCUAACUGACACUCCGGUUUCUACCGCACCUUCGUCUCCACAAUUCAAUGCUAAUAACACACCAACGACGACCGCCUCCACACCUGGCCGGGUUCGUGCCACCACACUUGAUAUUCCAGGUCUUACCAAAUCCAAGGUGUCGCCUGAUGGCCGGAUUGCUCAACGUGAUGUUGGGUCCAAGCUAGUCAUUGUUAUGGUCGGCCUCCCUGCACGAGGGAAAAGUUAUGUGACCAAGAAGUUGGCUCGCUACUUAAACUGGCUGCAGCAUGACACCGAGAUUUUCAACGUAGGAGAACGUCGUCGCGUUGCCGCUGGCAAGUCACCCUCACCUCCUGGAAGGCAUAGGAAUCAUAGAACAAGUUCGAUCCAGAAAGAUCUUGUCGACUCGGUACGACGAUUGAGCGUCAGCGUUGCUUCCCCUCCCGAGCUCGAAAACUCACUUCCUCCCCCUAUUGUCCCCACGAAGAUCCUCGUUAACGGUAAGGAGGAAGACCCAUCUCUGGGGCAAAAUGGAAUCACUAUUGUGCCACCAUUUAAUGCGCUACCAGAAGACAAAAUGGCUAUGCAAGAAGCGUCCCCUGAGCCGCUUGACCAGUCUGCAAGCUUUUUCGACCCCAAAAAUCAGCUGGCCGUGAAGCUUAGAGAGCAGGUAGCCCUGGACACCUUAGACGAACUGUUGGACUAUAUCCUCGACAGAGGUGGCAGUGUUGGCAUCCUUGACGCCACCAAUAGUACGAUGGAGCGCCGCAAAGCAGUUGUAGAUCAUAUUCGCAAGCGUGCUGGUCCUGAGCUCGGUAUUUUAUUCCUCGAGAGCAGCUGUGUAGAUCAAGAGCUGCUGGAGGCCAACAUGCGCUUGAAAUUGUCAGGCCCGGACUAUAAGGGCCAGGACCCAGUGAAAGCAUUGGAGGAUUUCAAGAAACGUGUUCAACUAUACGAGAAAUCCUACGUACCUCUUGGUGAAUACGAAGAAAGGCAUAGUAUGGCUUAUAUCCGAAUGAUCGACGUGGGUCGCAAAGUUGUGUCGCAUCAGACUCACGGUUUUCUCUCAUCUCAAGUUGUCUACUACCUGUUGAACUUCAACCUCUCACCGCGGCAAAUAUGGAUUACCAGGCACGGCGAGAGUACGGACAACCAGGCAGGUCGAAUCGGCGGUGACUCAGAACUCAGUGAGAAUGGCCAUCGCUAUGGUAAAGCACUUGCUCGGUUCAUCGAUCACCAGCGAAAUGAGUGGGAAUUGAACCAGAGACAGAAAGAGAUGAUGCAGAAGUUUCCGCCCCGUCCGGGUGAUAGCACUCCGCCCAACCCUUCGUACAUUCCUAGUGACCGGCCACGUAAUUUCUGUGUUUGGUCUUCUAUGAUGCAGCGUGCGAUUUCGACGGUCGAGUCUUUCAACGAGGAUGAAUAUGAUGUCAAGCAAAUGAAGAUGCUCGACGAGCUUCAUGCGGGAAAGAUGGAGGGCAUGACAUAUGACGAAAUUCGUGAAACAUUUCCCGACGAAUACGCGACUCGCAAACGCGACAAGCUGUACUACAGAUAUCCAGGACCCGGAGGGGAAGGGUAUCUGGAUGUUAUAAACCGGCUUAGGACAGUGAUUGUCGAGGUUGAACGCAUGACCGAUCAUGUUUUGUUAGUCACUCACCGAGCCGUAGCACGCGUCCUUCUGGCUUACUUCAAGGGCCUCAAAUGCGACGAGGUGACGGACCUAGAUGUGCCUUUGGGGAUGUUGUAUAUGCUUGAGCCCAAGCCAUACGGGGUUGAGUUCAAAGCAUAUCGCUACAAUCCCAAUACCGACUGGUUCGAUUAUAUUCCCAAUUUUGAACUACGCCAAACCAGCGCCAAUUAG